GAGCAAUGAUUGGCCCCCCUGCCCCAUGACUACCACAUGCACUCUCUGUACUAUUGUCGAGGUCGUAGAGAAGAUAAAUCAGGAUAUAUAAUAGAGAAGAUGUUCGGGUUUUCAAAUUAUUUCCAGCCAUCAAUUUACUUAUUCUUGAGUACGGUUUCGAAGAGCACCUCCUUAAAAUAAUCUCAAAAUGGUCAAAAUCGCUAUUGCUGGCGGGUCUGGACAGGUUUCCCGGGAGGUUAUCGAUGCUCUGUUGGCGGCUAAGAAACACGAAAUAACUGUAUUAAGCCGGAAGGAAUUACCUGCGGCAAAGGUUAUAAGCCCAGAGAUACAAUGGAAGAUCGUAGACUACGAUGAUAAGGAAUGCUUAGUCGAAGCUCUUCUAGGAAUCCAUACGGUCUUGUCUUUUGUCCAAAUCCUCUCGGAUCCAGACCAGAAGUCGCAAAAGAAUCUUAUCGAUGCCGCCAUAUCUGCGGGCGUAAGACGCUUUGCACCAAGUGAAUAUGGAAGCAAGGAUACAAUUAACAUGCCAUGGUGGCAGGGGAAAGAAAUAAUCAGAGAGUAUCUGAAGGAAGUCAAUAGGAAAGGAGACAUCCUCGAGUACACUCUAUUUCAGCCUGGCUUGUUCUUAGACUACUUGGCAUACCCUCACAAGACGUCCAAACAUGUCGACCCACUGCAGACUAUAUUCGACUUUGAAAGCAGACGUGCGAUAGUUAUAGAUGGUUACGAAGGCGCCAUCAUAACUUUAACUACCGUCGCGGACGCCGCAACAGUCAUUGCUCAGGCAGUUGAUUACGAGGGAAAAUGGCCUACAUCCGGUGGCAUUAGAGGAAAUAGAGUCACAUUCUCGCAAGUCCUUGGAAUUGGUCAUAGAGUCCGAGGUUGCCCCUUUAAAACCGAGAAGGUAAAGAUAGAAGACAUUGAAGCAGGGCACCUGAAGACAUCGUGGGGUUUGAGUGCGGUUCAUCAGGCAGUAUCCGAAGAGCAGGCAUCAGAUCUCCUCAAGAAUGUAUCGAUCGGGAUCCUACUGAGUAGUUCGAAGGGCGCGUGGGAUAUAUCAGAUGAGUGGAAUCAAGUAUUCCCAGACUAUGAAUUCACUCCGAUAGAGAGCUUCCUUGCAAAGGUUUGGGAUGGCAAACCCUAAGAUCUUUCACCGAUUGUCGAUCAAGUCGUCCACCGCCGCUUGCAUCUACGGCAAACCUCUCCCCUAAGGUCCACUAGAGUCCUAGCUCACCUAUAAUUAUAUCUAUUUGGAGUUGUACGUAUAAUGACAAGUAUACGCGACAUUACCGGGGGCGAAAUGGCAGACAUUUAUAUUUUACUUAAAGCUGAACCUCGUGUGCUCAUUAGGUUAUAUAAGUUGAUUUUCACGUUUCUUUAGGUUUUGUAUUUGUCGAAUCCAGGUACCUAGGUAGGAGUAGCUACAUGC
Molecule: messenger RNA, 1429 nt
Organism: Hypoxylon trugodes
Lineage: Eukaryota; Fungi; Ascomycota; Sordariomycetes; Xylariales; Hypoxylaceae
Product: NAD(P)-binding protein
Exons: 6
Coding region: 188-1144 (318 amino acids)
Source: RefSeq, a predicted model, not a curated record